CCGAGAUGCCCUCUCCCACCCAGCCACCCAACGCGCAAGGAGACGCCUCGCCCACCGACAACGGCAGACGCUCUCCAAGAAGCCCUCGUUGUCGACUCUCCACAGAGUGAUCGGCUAAUGAGGAGUGUCGACCUCGUCUGCAUGGGUCGAGGGGUGUCUUCGGCGCUGGAGCGGGGCGAGACGGUCGGCCACUGGGCUCGGUCGGCGUCGAUUGACGAGGAGCGGGCGGGUCAUGCUGAUGGGGCGUGGUACGGCCAGAGUGGGGCGUGGUACGGCCAGACUGUGUCCAUCGAGCAGGCCCCUGUCUCAGACCUACUUGGACACUUCCUCGGUAAGCCAGCCACACACAGACCAACCAGCCGACCCAAAGAGGUGAUGUGUCUGUCCGUAUUUGAUACUGUCGUCCCUUCAGGCUUGUUGUGCCAGGGUCCUGACGUCAAGGUGGCGAGAACGCCUUCGGCAUCGAGCCCCUGAGCUCACUCUUUCACCUGAGUCUACGCGCCCUCCUGCUGGCCGGCCUCUGUGCGCAGAUCCCCCGCAUCGGCCCGCGUGGCGCCACCUACCAGACCAACAGCGGCGGCAAGGGCGGGCAGGGCAGGGCACCCGCUCAUUCCCCAAAAAACGAUCUGGAGCCGCAGGGAAGCAGCUCCCCCACUCGAGGUCGGGUGGAGUGAGGCCAGGCUGCCGCUGUCUUGCCCUACUCGGAUUUCAGCAUUGCUCGCAAGUAGACGAUGGUGCUGUUCGGGCUGCAGCCCAUCUCUGAGACCGUGCGGACCAGACCACCAUGAAGGAAAUGAUAGAUACG
Molecule: messenger RNA, 805 nt
Organism: Vitrella brassicaformis
Lineage: Eukaryota; Vitrellaceae
Source: the annotation of a GenBank genome assembly